AUAAGAAUUGUUGUUGUAUUUGUGGCAUUUUCGCAAUGUUGUACAACCAGAGCCGUAAUUGCGGCGUAUUUCAUGUUUUGUUUCUUGUGGGCAAAUCUUUUGUGAAAAAAGAUUUGAUUUUCCGUGAUGUUUAAAGUUCAUAAAAGUUGGCUGUUUUCCUCGCAGAUGUCCAUUUUUGCUUGUUGCUUCUCUGAACCCAAUUGCUCCAGGCGUGUGAUACAGAGGCAGCAAAAUCAAGAAAGUCAAGAACAUGUUGUCGUCGCUGUACAUUGGGUUUUCAGUGCUGUUUUCAGUUUUGGUGAUAUUCAAUCUGGUUGGCAACACUUUAGUGAUCUUAGUAGUACUACGUAACAGGUCUAUGAAGACACCCACCAACUACCUCCUCGUAAACCUUGCAAGCGCCGACAUAGUGGUCGCCUUUUUUAUCGGUAUCCAAUUCAUAGUAACACCAACCUUCACCCACCCCCAAGGGACGUUAGGAGCAGUGCUCUGUAAGAUAGUAACAGGUGGUACACCAGGGUGGGUUGGUGCUGUCGCUUCAGUGUUUUCGCUGGUGGCCAUAUCAAUUGAACGUUACUGGGCUGUUUUGCAUCCCCACAGUCAGAAAAUUAAACUCACAAAGACAAAAAUUGUCGUACUCGCUCUUCUUUCCUGGAUAGCGUCUCUCACUUGGGCAAUCCCAGGAUUUUUGGCUACCACAUACAUCAAAGAAUUCAAAGGUUGUGCACACAGCUUUUCCAAACCAACCUAUGCUAAGCUAUAUACUGUUGGGUGGUCAGUGGUGGCAGGUGUUAUCCCUAUCAGCAUCAUGACCGCUUUAUAUUCCAAGGUGGUUUAUCGUCUUUGGUUUGUGAACAACGCUACAACUGAAAGUACCCAGCGUGCACUACUGCGAUACAGAAAACGCGUCACCAAGAUGGUCAUAUUCGUUACAGUUGUGUAUGUGCUGUGUUGGGUCCCCGAGCUGUUAAUUUACUUCUUAGGUUUCACUGGCACUAUCACUUUACAGCCAUUUCACCAUGCUAUUGCGUCUGCUUUGAUUGUUUUCAACUCCAGCAUUAACCCAACCGUUUACAGUCUACAGAGUAGUAAGUUUAGAAAGCAUCUUGGGGAAUUAAUUUGUUGCACGAAAAGAAACGUGGUCACUCCUUUCAAAAAUAGUGGCUUUACAGUUGAUGGCAAAUCAGACACCAUGGAAAUGGAACGGGACGUGCCUUCAACUGCCGAGUGAGCGAGCGAGAGGGUGAGUGAGUGAGAGGGUGAGUGAGUGA
Molecule: messenger RNA, 1271 nt
Organism: Pocillopora damicornis (cauliflower coral)
Lineage: Eukaryota; Metazoa; Cnidaria; Anthozoa; Scleractinia; Pocilloporidae
Product: allatostatin-A receptor
Biological process (GO): G protein-coupled receptor signaling pathway
Cellular component (GO): membrane
Molecular function (GO): G protein-coupled receptor activity
Source: RefSeq, a predicted model, not a curated record